Messenger RNA from Salarias fasciatus (jewelled blenny), 669 nucleotides. Its product is annotated as protein mono-ADP-ribosyltransferase PARP15-like. Gene Ontology annotation, biological process: protein poly-ADP-ribosylation; negative regulation of gene expression. The transcript is spliced from 4 exons. NCBI's taxonomy places the organism in Eukaryota, Metazoa, Chordata, Actinopteri, Blenniiformes, Blenniidae. Bases 1 to 669 code for a protein of 222 amino acids. Gene Ontology annotation, cellular component: nucleus; cytoplasm. The record is from RefSeq and is a predicted model, not a curated record. Gene Ontology annotation, molecular function: NAD+ poly-ADP-ribosyltransferase activity; transcription corepressor activity.
AUGGAGGCCACAUAUCUCAUGGUUGGAGAGCCCAGGAAGCUCAAACGACUGGAAAACCUGCCAGACUUCACCAUGCCUCUGUACUGGGACAGCAUGGCCCCCGGGGAGAAGGUGAAGGUGGUGGCAGUGCUGCCUUCCUCUGCAGAGUACCGAGCUUUGAAGAGUGCCUUCAGAAAAACUGAGAGCAAGACUGUAAUGAAAAUUGAGCGUUUGCAGAACAUCCAUCUGCGUCGUGCCUACGAAGUCCAGAAGAAGCACAUGUCAGAGAAGAACAAGCAGGAGGGGGGAGCGAGGGAAAAACUUCUGUAUCACGGGACCACCAAGGACAGCUGCAACUCCAUCACAGAGACCGGCUUUAAUCGUCGUUUCUGUGGACAAAACGGAACUGCAUAUGGUGCUGGUGUUUACUUUGCUGUCAAGGCAUCUUACUCAGCCCAACCGCGCUACUCCGAGCCAGCUGAGGACAGCUCUCAGGUCAUGUUCGUGGCUCGAGUGCUGACCGGCAUCUACACUGAGGGCGACAGCAGCAUGAACGUCCCUCCUCCUCGAGACAUCCAGCGGCCCCACGACCGCUUCGACAGCGUGGUGGAUCGAGAGGUCAAACCCAAGAUGUACGUCGUGUUUCAUGACAACCAGUCUUACCCAGACUAUCUCAUCACCUUCAAAUGA